Molecule: messenger RNA, 699 nt
Organism: Oikopleura dioica
Lineage: Eukaryota; Metazoa; Chordata; Appendicularia; Copelata; Oikopleuridae
Source: the annotation of a GenBank genome assembly
AUGAAGUUGAUUUCCUUUUUCAUUGCUCUAUGUGUUGCUCAAGAAAACAACACCGAUCUCCAAACACGUAGUUGGGAAGAUUCUGUUGUAAGAGCUGAGAAAGCAAUUGUUCUUUAUCGCGAAGUUGCAAAGAAGGCGCUUUACUGUAACAUGAUGAACAAGCGGCGACCAAAGUUCAUCUUUCGCUUCCGAAAGACUGUUCUUGACGUUACUUGGCAUGUAAAGAACAACUGCAACAACAAGCGCUCCCGUCGAAGUGUUUCUGACCUUCCAGAUGGAGACUUUUUCUACUUUGACAAGAAACAAGCUAAGGGUAAGGGUAAAGGUAAGUUAGUUUUUGACUACGAGGAGUUCGACGCUGAGGGCUACAAGAAAAUGGACGAGGAAGUCGACGAUGUUCUCUUUGAUCUUUUUAUUGCUGAUUAUGUUGACGUGACUCCUGUAUUGCCGAAGCCGACCUUUUCGAAGUCGGCCAGGUCGAUGGUCUCCCCGUUGACCUCAAUCAGCAGCGACAAUCAAAAACGAGUGACAAUGGUCUCCAAAGCAAUCAAAACUACAAGAAAAACUGCCUACUCCAUUGUUAAAGAGUUCGCAGAUAAGUGCCCAAAAAGCUCUUCUUGGCUGCGACGAAUCGGGGCCAUAAUGAAGAACACGCGUCAAGCCUUCAAUAAGUGUCUUGAGGUUGCACCCAACGCGUGA